Molecule: messenger RNA, 717 nt
Organism: Rotaria socialis
Lineage: Eukaryota; Metazoa; Rotifera; Eurotatoria; Philodinida; Philodinidae
Source: the annotation of a GenBank genome assembly
AUGACUAAUGAUCGACAAUGCGAUGCUAUGGAUAAGAAAUUGCACACGGAAAUGGCAGGUAUGGAUGACGAUGAACGGUUGCAAUAUAUAAAUAAAUUGAAUACAGUUGUCUUCGAUGAAAUUAUUCAAAAGAAAAAUGGUGAACCAUCGAAAUGGCAAAGUUUUUGGGAACAAGAUGAAAAUGAUAUUGAGCAUUGGUCAAAACAAGAAAUAAGCGAAGAUCCAGUUAAAGGCCUUCUGACAGCUGUUGAAGACGGUGAUCUUUUACGUGUUCAAGAAUAUAUUAAUCAAGACAAAUCACUUCUUCAUGCUUGUGAUAACGAUGGCUAUACAGCAUUGCAUCGUUCAGCUAGUGGUAAUCAUUUGGAAAUUUGCCAAUAUUUACUUGAAUCGGGCGCAGACAUUCAUGCAUUAACAAUUGAUAAAUGGAAUCCUUUGCAUUGUGCAGCAUUUUGGAAUAAUUAUGAAAUCGGAUCAUUGCUUAUACAAAACGGUAUCGAUAUAAAUGCUCAAACAAAUGGUGGGCAAACACCGUUACAUUUAGCUGCAUCACAAAGUAAUAAUCGUCAAAUAAUACAAUUACUCCUUAUGCAUCCAUUUAUUAAUGUAAACAUUCAAAAUAAAUUAAACGAAACAGCUAUGACAAUUGCAAAACGCUCAAGUUCAGUUCAUUGUCUAUUCGAUCUAUAUACCGAUGCGUUAAUGAAACUUAAAUAA